Xyrauchen texanus (razorback sucker) is the source of this 1726-nucleotide messenger RNA. It is a transcript of the gene chmp3, whose product is annotated as charged multivesicular body protein 3. The transcript has 6 exons. NCBI's taxonomy places the organism in Eukaryota, Metazoa, Chordata, Actinopteri, Cypriniformes, Catostomidae. Gene Ontology annotation, biological process: protein transport; late endosome to vacuole transport; endosome transport via multivesicular body sorting pathway. Gene Ontology annotation, cellular component: ESCRT III complex; multivesicular body. Bases 90 to 755 code for a protein of 221 amino acids. The record is from RefSeq and is a predicted model, not a curated record.
AUCAUACGAUUGGAAUGAGGAAGUGGGCUUGUAAUACACUAUUUAGAUCUAGCUCUUCGCUGCUUAACCUACUAACGUAGAGGUUUAAAAUGGGGCUUUUUGGAAAGACACAAGAGAAACCACCGAAAGACCUUAUCAAUGAAUGGUCCCUAAAAAUCAGGAAAGAAAUGAGGGUUAUUGACAGACAAAUCCGAGAUAUUCAAAGAGAAGAAGAGAAGGUGAAGAGAUCCAUCAAAGAUGCUGCUAAGAAGGGACAGAAAGAUGUCUGCAUCAUUCUCGCCAAAGAGAUGAUUCAAUCAAAGAAAGCUAUCAACAAGCUGUACGCCUCAAAAGCCCAAAUGAACUCUGUGCUACUCAGUAUGAAGAAUCAAUUGUCUGUACUAAGAGUGGUUGGGGCCAUGCAGAACAGCACAGAGGUCAUGAAAGCUAUGCAAAGCCUACUUAAAAUCCCAGAGAUUCAAGCCACCAUGAGAGAACUCUCAAAAGAGAUGAUGAAGGCCGGCAUCAUCGAGGAGAUGCUGGAGGAUACAAUGGAGGGUAUGGACGAUGAGGAGGAGAUGGAGGAAGCAGCAGAGGCAGAGGUGGACAAGAUCCUCUUUGAAAUCACAGCCGGUGCUCUUGGAAAAGCUCCCAGCAAAGUCACAGAUGCCCUGCCAGAAAUGGAGCCAUCUGGGCCCGUGGCAGCUUCAGAAGAUGAAGAAGAAGUAGAAGAUAUUGAGGAGAUGCAGUCCAGGCUAGCAGCACUGAGAAGCUAAAAGCCCUCUAUUCUUCACCCUCAAGCACUGUAGGCAUAGACAACAGCUCCAUCGCUUAUUUCUUCUGUAGUUUUUCUGUACGAAUUGUACCUAUAAAGACAUCUGGCACUUUGGCACAUUCAUUUUAGGGAUAAUAAUUGCAAACUGUGCAAAAAAAAAAUUAUUCUAUGUAUAUUGAGGAGGAUAUUGAAUAGAAAAUUGGACUCUUUAUUUUAUAGAAUGAAUAAAAACAACAUAUGCUAUGAAGUGAAUAGUAAUGUUAAAUACUCAAACGUGGUAGCAUCUGAUGCAUAUUUCAGCUCAUUGACUUUUUAAGGCCAUUUUGUUUACAGAUAUUUAAAUUCCACCUGUUUAAUUUCUAUGCCUAUAGCUGAACAGCUUGUCCAAUGAUCUUUUGUGCAGUGGUGUGUUUGUUAUAUUGGUGUUGGUCAAGGUCAUUUUGUUUCUCUUGUCAAAUUUGGAUUUUUUUUUCUCAGGCCUUACUUAAGUGAAUAGUUGUUUCCUAUAUCUGGUAAAUUGGUUUUUACUAAGUAGGACAAAUUCAUGGAUACCAUUACUUGUAAAUCUUGUACAAAUACUGAAUAUAAAAAUAUUGAUAACGGGACGCGUUGUUGUUUUGUAAGUAAACACUCUGAUAUAGAUGCAGUGUGGUUCAAAUAGCUAUGAAUAGCAAUAAAGCAAUAGUUAAGCACGAUAACUGGCUGGCUUUUAAAGCUGGCCCGGCCCACACCAGGUGACUCAAACCUGAAUGAACUGAUCCCACUCGGCCUAUUUUUCUACGCAAUUUGGACUUCUGCCUGUUAUUGUUCAAAUCCAGUUAUGUCUUUGUAUUUUUAUUAUCCUUUUGCUAUUUAGGUGAAAGAAAUGCUCAAUGUUUUCCUAGAUACUCCCUGAUUAUGUAAAUGGCUGUAUAUUCAACUGGGCAUAUAAAAGCACGUCAGGUGUUAUUGUACACAUUGCUUUUUGUUUCU